CUGAUUAGAGUGUGAUACGACAACAGGGCUGUGGGAUGGUAAUUGCAGUAACAGGUUAUUAAAACUUAAUUAAUCCUUUGGGACCGUGGCUUGAUGUUGCUCACUUUGAUUUGGUUCUGGACCCUGGGUGGCUCCUGCAUGGCAGCUCUGGUGUUCUCCCACUGCCUGGGGGCUGCUCCUGGGGAUCCCUGUGUAUGGGUGCUGGUUAUCCAUGCUCAGCUGCCCCAUGCACACACUGGCACAGUGUGACCCACCACCACAUCAUCCCACCACCCCAUCAUCCUCAUCCCAAGCCCCUCAAGAUUUGAACAAGGGUCUGUGUCAAACCUUGCAGGUGUUAUUUUUUAGUUGCUAACCAGUAGCUGUGGCUGGACAGUUAGGAUGAAAAAACUGCAUUGUGAAUUUCAUAUGCUUGGCUAAUUUGUUGUUUUAAGGAAAAGGGAAGAUAGUCCCGAGGUGAACGGGCUGGACAAGAGCCACCAAGAGUGAAUUCAGCAGAACUGAGCAGUAACUGGGGGAAAAGUGAUCACAGCAGCAGGUAAUCUCGACCAUCAGCUCACGGACUGCCUGCUCAAAACGGACUCAAAUGCCGGGAAAAGUCACGUAAUUUGUAACCAACAAAAGCGACGCCUUUGCUAUAAUGUAUAAGCAGGUAAUCUCGACCAUCAGCUCACGGACUGCCUGCUCAAAACGGACUCAAAUGCCGGGGAAGUCAUUUGUUAUAAUGUAUAAACAGUGUAAAUUUUUGAUGACCUGCGCCCCAGCCUUUUGCGGGUCACCGCCCCGCUCCCUGCUUCGCGCAGUCUGGAAUGAAGGGACAGCAUCGCCUCGCCCCGGUGCGUGAAUCGGGACAAUCCCACGCACCAUCACCCCGCCACGGCCUCCAUCCACCACCACAUCCCCCCCGAGCCCUUCCCGGCCCCUCCGUGCGAGGGAUGGAGCGCUCGCCCCGCUCCCUGCCCCCCGAGCCCUCAUUAACCGCGGGGCCGGGCCGCUCCUGCCCGGGGAGGCCGGGCCAGCAGAGCCGCCCCCUUCCCGGUCCCUGCCGCGGCUCCCGGCCGAGCCGUGCCGUGCCGAGCCGUGCCAUGGCCGCUCCCUGCUACCUGGGCUGGGAUUUCAGCACGCAGCAGUUGAAAGUCAUUGCUAUUGAUGAACAGCUGAGGGUCAUUUAUGAAGAUAACGUUCAUUUUGAUAAGGACCUUCCGGAAUUUAAGACUCAAGGUGGAGUCUACAUUCACAGUGACAGACUGACAGUGACUUCACCAGUGCUUAUGUGGGUCAAGGCUCUGGAUAUGAUCUUGGAAAAGAUGAAGUCUUCAGGCUUUAACUUCUCUCAAGUCAGAGCUAUGUCUGGUGCUGGCCAGCAACAUGGGAGUGUGUACUGGAAAAAAGGAAGCAUCCACAUUUUAAAGAAUGCAUCACCUGAACUACCUUUACAUCAAUCACUAAAGGGCUGUUUUUCAGUCGUUGACAGUCCCAUCUGGAUGGAUUCCAGCACAGCCUCCCAGUGCAGAGCACUGGAGAAAGCCCUGGGGGGAGCCCAGCACCUGGCCAGUGUCACUGGCUCCCGGGCAUAUGAGCGUUUUACAGGAAACCAGAUAGCAAAGAUUUACAGCCAGAAUCCUGAAGUCUACAAGCAAACUGAGAGAAUCUCUUUGGUCAGCAGCUUUGCAGCUUCCCUUUUCCUAGGAACUUAUGCACCCAUUGAUUAUAGUGAUGGUUCUGGGAUGAACUUGCUGCAGAUUUGGGAAAAGGCAUGGUCAAAGCCCUGCCUUGAUGCUUGUGCCCCUGGAUUAGAGGAGAGACUAGGAUGCCCUGUAGCAUCCCACUCAGUCCUGGGGCCCAUUUCUCCAUAUUAUAGUCAACGUUAUGGGUUUAGCCCAGACUGUAAAAUAGUAGCAUUUACAGGAGACAAUCCAGCAUCACUGGCAGGGAUGAGACUUCAAGAAGGAGACAUUGCAAUUAGCCUUGGCACAAGUGACACAUUGUUCCUGUGGAUCCAAGAGCCAACUCCUGCCUUAGAAGGUCAUAUUCUCUGCAAUCCUGUUGAUUCUCAAACAUAUAUGGCCCUUUUAUGUUUUAAGAAUGGUUCUCUGAUGAGAGAGAGGAUCAGAGAUGACUGUGCUUCAGGCUCCUGGGAUGAAUUCUCCAAAGCCUUAUCAUCAACUGUUGCUGGAAACAGUGGAAACUUGGGUUUCUACUUUGAUGUGAUGGAAAUUACUCCUGAAGCAGUUGGGAUUCACAGAUUCAACAGAGACAACCAAAAGGUUCCAAGGUUUCCAAAGGAAGUAGAAAUACGAGCACUGAUUGAAGGGCAGUUCAUGGCCAAGAGGAUUCAUGCUGAAAAGCUGGGAUACAAAGUCUUGCCUAGAACAAGGAUUUUGGCUACUGGUGGUGCAUCCCACAAUAAAAAGAUCUUACAGGUCCUGUCCGACGUGUUCAACGCGCCCGUGUUCACCAUCGACACAGCCAACUCUGCUUGUCUGGGAAGUGCUUACAGAGCAAUCCAUGGACUUGUAGCUGAGAGGAAUGUGUCCUUGGCUGAUGUUGUGAAAUUAGCUCCAGAGCCCAGUUUGGCUGUUACACCCACCCCAGGGGCUGAGGAGCAUAGCAAAAAUUAAAGAGUCAUUUCACCUCUUUGGGGCCUCCUCUCUUCCCCGAGGAAAAAGAUUAAUCAGAAGCACUAAGCAUGACAAAAAUAACCAGGAGAUUCUACAGCAAUAAAUAGAUGUUAACAGACAGAAAUAAUCUGUUAUUUUAGCAUUAGAAUUCAGAUCUAUUUCAGUAAUCUAUUAAAGCAGGGAUGGUUGGCUAGUUGGUUAAUUAAGCAAAAAUAAAACAUGAGAGAGAACAUGAUUGUCUGGGAGUUGGUCACUUGUGUUUACCCAAGAUGUGUGACAGAGUGCCAGAUUGGUUGUGAUAUUGUCCUAUGGGGUUUUCAAGGGAGAAGGCAUAGAGCAGCUCACUACCUCUGGAUGUGAGAUUUUUGAUUGCAUUAUUGACUCUGCUGAGAUGUAUUAAUCUUGCAAAAAUUCAGGAAGGGAAAAUGUAAACCUAACAGGUUUUCUUGACUUUGGUGAAUUGCCUUGUAAGUGGGUGGAUUUAUAGAAAUGACCCUAUUACUCAGGAAGGUUAUAAUUACCUAUUUAUUGAUUUAAAAUAAUUAUAUUAGAGUUAGAUUUUGGAGGGGGGAAGUUGUUUUCUAGAAUUGGUUUAGGUUGGUUAUUUAGUGCAAAGUAGGUAAUAAUAAUACAACCACAAAAAUAUAACAGGUAUUGAUAGAAGUUUGAUUAAGUUGAUUUGUGUAGCCAAUAAUUUUUUAAACUGAUUAAGAUAGGCUUGCAGAAUGGAAAUCUGAGGUAAAGUAUGUAAUUGUUUCAGGUGUGGUUCCUUGGAGAAGUCUUCAGAGUACUUUAGAACAUUGUUUUAUUGUUUCUGCUUUAUGAGUAUUCUUUCUCUGUUAAGAAUAAUGAACAACUGCUAUGAUUUGAAAAAUAAAAGAACUCUUGAUUUCUUCAGCAAAUCUCUAUGAGUAAUUUGACUUUGGUUUUAAAAAAAAGGAACAUAUCAAAAGUAGCAAGUGUUUGUGAAAGACUGAUUAAUUUUAAUCUAUUCAGGGUAGAUUAAAUGUACUCGGGUAGAUUAAAAUUAGAUAAUCAUCAGCAUCAUCUUUGUAAUUUGUAAAUUUUGAAUUGCUCCAGUGAUUGGCUAACAGAGCAUUGCAGGAGAUAGGAGGAUCCAUGUGGAUUGUCACUUGUAGUAAUAAUUUGUAGCUGCUUUUGCUCUUAAAAGGUGGCAGGGACAAUCUAAACAGUAAAAGCCCAGUUGAGUACAUAGGCUGGUAAUGUGGUGAGAUGUAGUAACAGGAUGAAACAUUUGGUUUGUUCUAGAGAACAAGGUAGCAUUGUACAAAUGCAUUUUUCAGAGAGGGCAAGUUAAAUUAUUCCCUGUAAUAAUGUAUUAUUAAUCAUGAGCAUUUUCUUUAGUUGUGGGACUGUCAGAAUGUGCCCAAAUUGUCCCAGGAGGGAAGUUUAGGGUUUGUAAAUGAAACAGUCAGAGUACUGUCAACGUUGUGGAGUAGGCUAUAAAGAUAAGCUGGAGAAAGGGCCAUAAUUAAGCAAGGACAAUUAAAUUAUGGACAAUAAUAAGGUUUGUGUUGCGAUACAUGUAAUUACUUUUAUUAAAUAUCAUGGUUUGAUAGAUUAGGUUUGAGGCUAUGGCAGAGAGGGAAUUUAUGUCCUUGGUUUUUUAUGCAUUAUUGAGAGUCCUUUAUUCCCUUUGGACCUCAAUUAUGAAAACAUAUCUAUAUAAUUGCCUCAGGAAAGAGACUCCCAGAAUUGCACAGGGGGAGCUGCCCAAGGCUCUGUGGAGGCACUUCAGUCGUGACAGAAUCACCUUCCACAGACACACCUGGGUGCACACUCAGGCCAUGCUCUGGGUUGGUGCUGUUUGGCUUUUCUUCCCUGUGGUUCAUGGGAGCUGCACUGCUCCAGCCCCAAACCUCGGCUGGCAUGAAAAAUGCUGCUUGUGGAAAGCCUGUGGCACUGCUGCACUUAUCAGCUGUGAUGUACUGGUGGUAUUACAGCCAAAUUCCCUGAGGAGGAGGAAUUUAAGGCUUUGCUUAUCCCUCUGA
Molecule: messenger RNA, 4633 nt
Organism: Passer montanus (Eurasian tree sparrow)
Lineage: Eukaryota; Metazoa; Chordata; Aves; Passeriformes; Passeridae
Gene: XYLB
Product: xylulokinase
Exons: 19
Coding region: 810-2621 (603 amino acids)
Biological process (GO): D-xylose metabolic process; xylulose metabolic process
Cellular component (GO): cytosol
Molecular function (GO): D-xylulokinase activity
Source: RefSeq, a predicted model, not a curated record